Messenger RNA from Leguminivora glycinivorella, 675 nucleotides. Its product is annotated as low molecular weight phosphotyrosine protein phosphatase-like. Gene Ontology annotation, molecular function: non-membrane spanning protein tyrosine phosphatase activity; acid phosphatase activity. Gene Ontology annotation, cellular component: cytoplasm. Bases 120 to 596 code for a protein of 158 amino acids. Gene Ontology annotation, biological process: protein dephosphorylation. NCBI's taxonomy places the organism in Eukaryota, Metazoa, Arthropoda, Insecta, Lepidoptera, Tortricidae. The record is from RefSeq and is a predicted model, not a curated record. The transcript is spliced from 4 exons.
UGACAGAUGAUUCAGAAGAGCGAGUUCUCAUUUCUGAUUUCGCAUCAUUUUCCCUUUCCAAGGAAAGCUUUGACCCUACGAAAAGGGUUUAAUUUACAUUUACAGUAACCUCACAAACGAUGGCCGAGAAAAAGAAAGCACUGUUCAUUUGUCUUGGUAACAUUUGCCGCUCGCCAAUAGCCGAGGGCGUAUUCCAGAAGACCGUGAAUGACCUAAACAUCGGCGAUAAGUGGGAAAUCGACAGUGCCGCUAUCGGUUCUUGGCAUGUCGGAAACACACCGGACUAUCGCGCUAUGGACACUAUGAAGGAACAUAAUGUUCCAUAUAACAAUCAAGCUAGACAGAUAACAAAGGAAGACUUCAACCACUAUGACUACAUAUUUGGUAUGGACGAGGCCAACAUGAAGGACCUCAAAAGAAUGGCUCCCAAGAACUGUAAGGCUGAGCUGCUGCUGUUCGGCGAUUUUGACCCUCAGGGUGACCGGAUCAUCAGAGAUCCUUAUUAUGAUGCUGAUUCCAAGGGUUUUGAGAAAUGUUACCAGCAGUCUGUGAGAUGCUCCGAGGGAUUUUUAGAGCACUUGGAGAAGAAAGGUUAAGAAUGUGAAGGUACAUUCCCAUACUGUAUAGUAAAUUAUUUUUAUAAUUCUAAUAAAUUAAAAGUCUAUUGUAUUAUAA